AUGAAUAAUAUGACUAUCAGUCGGGAACUUGAAAUGCUACGUCAAGAAGUUACUAGAAUUCAAAUUUUUCCGCCUCCUAUUAACGACUUUGAAAAUAUUGUCAAGUUAUUUAAACGAAAACCGUCUCGCAGAAAAGUUCACAUAAAGUAUCCCGUGCUAUUGAAUUUUUUUAUCAAAAAACAAGCGCAACAGACAUAUAAACAGUGCGUUAUUGAUAAGAUUAUAAGAGAGUUAUGGAAUUCUACGACCAGAAAUAAUAGAAUAAUAUAUAUCGAUCUAUGUAAUCAAAUAAGUUUAAGGAUUAAUAAUUAA
Messenger RNA from Rhizophagus irregularis DAOM 181602=DAOM 197198, 312 nucleotides. NCBI's taxonomy places the organism in Eukaryota, Fungi, Glomeromycota, Glomeromycetes, Glomerales, Glomeraceae. The record is from RefSeq and is a predicted model, not a curated record.